Solanum pennellii is the source of this 588-nucleotide messenger RNA. RefSeq lists its product as uncharacterized. The coding region runs from base 1 to 588 and encodes 195 amino acids. The transcript has a single exon. Gene Ontology annotation, molecular function: nucleic acid binding. NCBI's taxonomy places the organism in Eukaryota, Viridiplantae, Streptophyta, Magnoliopsida, Solanales, Solanaceae. The record is from RefSeq and is a predicted model, not a curated record. Gene Ontology annotation, biological process: DNA integration.
AUGGUUCGAGUUCCUCCCAACGAACUCCAUGCAUCUAGUUCACCUUCGACAUUCGCAGCAUGGGCUAUGGAUGUCAUUGGCUCCAUCGAGCCAACAACAUCUAAUGGACACAGAGUCAUACUUGUUGCAAUUGAGUCCUUCACCAAGUGGGUCGAAGCCACCUCCCACAAAUCAGUGACAAAGAUGGUUGGGGAUGAUUUUGUUAAAAAUAAAAUUAUUUGUACGUUCGGUAUUCCUCAGUCAAUCAUCAGUGACAAUGGAACCAACCUAAAUAAUGAUUUUAUGAGAUCACCGUGUGAGAAGGUCAAGAUCAGUGGUCGAAAUUCUACAACAUAUGUACCACAAAUUAAUGGGGUUGUUGAGACAACAACUAAUAACAUCAAGAGGAUACUGUGCAAGAUGAUCUAUAAUCAAAUACAUUGGCAUAAAAAGCUAGCCUUCGCAUUGAUGGGGUAUCGCAGCACAAUUAGAACUUCUAUUGGGGCCACACCUUACUUUCUAGUAUAUGGUAAUGAAGCUGUGAUACCUGAUGAAGUAGAGAUACCGUCUAUUAGGAUUAUUCAGGAUGUAGAGUUCAGUGACGCUUAA